CAGGACUCUGCAUUCACUAUAUCUGAUUUCCCACAGACCCUGCAUUCACUAUAUCUGGUCUCCCACAGACCCUGCAUUCACUAUAUCUGGCCUCCUACACUGCACACAACAAGGAAAUGCAAUUAUUUUAGUAAAUAUAAACUGCUAAAUACCUUUUCUCAUCAGCAGUUAGAGCAGGCUUGUGGCUUAUAUCUGUGUCCAGCCCAGCACUAGCUAAAGCUUAUAGGAGGAGAGUUUUAUUUCUGCUCUAG
Messenger RNA from Staurois parvus, 251 nucleotides. The record is from the annotation of a GenBank genome assembly. NCBI's taxonomy places the organism in Eukaryota, Metazoa, Chordata, Amphibia, Anura, Ranidae.